Alosa alosa (allis shad) is the source of this 14082-nucleotide messenger RNA. RefSeq names its product vacuolar protein sorting 13 homolog D (gene vps13d). Gene Ontology annotation, cellular component: extrinsic component of membrane. The record is from RefSeq and is a predicted model, not a curated record. Gene Ontology annotation, molecular function: protein binding. Gene Ontology annotation, biological process: mitochondrion organization; protein targeting to vacuole; protein retention in Golgi apparatus. NCBI's taxonomy places the organism in Eukaryota, Metazoa, Chordata, Actinopteri, Clupeiformes, Clupeidae.
GUAACUGCUGUCAUAUCAGGAAGCGUUGUCUUAUUAUUUUUGUGUGACUUUGGAGAAGAAAGAGAAAGCAAGCAGUCUCAUACUGACAGGAGACAUUAUUUGUUUUGUUUGUAGUUUUAGCGAUAGCAACUCUGCGGCGUAUUUUAGCAAAGACUACCAAAUUGUUCAGUAGCCUAUACUUUGAUGCAUCGUGAGCUGGUCAGUUUAGUAUCACAGCUAGCUGCGCCAGUGAGUUUCACAACAGAAGUACACACAGCUAGCUAGCAUAGCUGGCUGCGCUAUCAUGAGAGCUGCCAAAAGCUAGCUAGCAUCUCAUGUUGACGUUAUCUAUCUACCCAGUCACAACCUUGUCUCCAGUGCAUUGUGCACUCUAGUGACCACAAUGGCAUUUUGACAACUACUUUUGUUUUUUUGAAUCGUUGUGUUUUGAUGCUGCUGAUGGGGAGGACUGUCCGACACCAGUGUCAGCCCGGGGAACUAUUAUGUUAGGUUUUGAAUAACAAGCCAAGUUGAAGUUACUGUUUAUAUUUUGUUGACAAGGACACUUUCAGUUGUCAGCUAACAGACUGGUUAGCUGGAGUGUUUGAAAAUGGAAUUUGAUUAUCAGAACGACUAAAAGACACAUUGAUAUAUGCAGCAAAAUGACUCCAGACUCAUGGUGUGAACGCUGACCCCUCCACUCUCUAACUCUCCCCUUCCAACAACAACUCAUAAUGUUGGAGGGACUUGUUGCCUGGGUACUGAAUACAUACCUUGGCAAAUAUGUCAGUAACUUGAACACUGACCAGCUCUCCAUCGCCCUUCUGAAAGGGGCGGUGGAGCUGGAAAAUCUACCCUUGCGGAAGGAUGCUCUGAGGGAGUUUGAUUUGCCCUUUGAGGUCAAAGCAGGCUUCAUUGGGAAGAUCACCCUGCAGAUCCCAUUCUACCGGCCGCACAGUGAGCCAUGGGUCAUCUCCAUGUCGCAGCUGAACCUGAUUAUUGGGCCCGCCCGCCCUCAGGAAUUUGACGAGGAAGAGGAGAAGGAGGCGGAGCGAGAGCGCAAGAAACAGCUGCUCAAGGCACUGGAGGACAAGUGGAAGAGCGAGUGUGAGCAGAAAGGGGAAUCAUACUGGUACUCGGUCACUGCCUCGGUGGUCACCAGAAUAGUGGAAAACAUUGAGUUAAACAUUGAAGGUGUUCAUCUAAGAUUUGAAGAUAACUAUUCCAACCCAGAGAAACCAUUUGCAUUUGGAGUGUGCAUCAAGAAUGUCUCUGCUCAGAAUUCACCCUCAGAACGGGCUCAGAAGCUCAUGCGACAGAAGCAGCUGGAGAUCGAGGACUUCAGCGUCUACUGGGAUACCAGCAGCACCAUGCUAGGUGACCUGCCCACUACUGAGAUUCAGGAGACCAUGACCGAAUGCAUGCAGAGCCGAGAGCACCAGUACAUCUUCGAGCCUGUGUGUGCCUCCGUGCUGCUGCGGAGGAACGCGUCCAAAGAACCGCUCCGCUCCCGCCACACCCCUCGCAUCCACGGCCAAGUGCAGCUAGAGCCCCUGGCUCUCAAGCUGUCCCAGGUUCAGUACCAGCAGAUCAUGGCCUUCUUGAAGGAGCUGGACCGCAGGGAGAGGGAAAUGCUGUUUCGCAAAUGGAGGCCUAAAGUCCCCAUCACAGGAAACUGCCGACAGUGGUGGAUGUUUGCCAUCAACGCCAACCUGAGCACCAUCCGGGAGCAGAGACGGCGCCAUAACUGGAACUUCGCUCUGCAUAGGGCACGGGAUGCCCUACUCUACACUACUCUUUAUGUCCAGCGGCUUAAGGGCCUCCCUCUGAGCCCGCAGCAGGAGGACGAACUAGACAGGAUGGAGGAGGAGCAGACCCUGGAGGAGCUGCAGAGCCUGAGAGAGAUCGUCCACGACCGGUUCCGUAAACAGGAGGAGAUUGCAGAGAGUUUAAGAGAGCCCAUCUCAGAUCCGGGUUGCUCAUCUCCGACGGGCUCCAUACCCAAGAGUGGGAGCUCUGGGAUGAUCCAGUACCUGCAGUCCUGGUUCCCUGGCUGGGGAGGCUGGUACGGAGACUCGCAGGGCCCAGAAAGCGGGCCAGACGGUCAGGGAAUAGCUCCAGAUGACCUUCUGCCAGGCCCUGGCUCAUGGGAUAUACUAGCUGACCCAGAUGAGCUGUUUGACCCAUUGGAAGAUUCCCAGACUCUCAACACUUUCACAAGGAGGGAUCAUCUCUUUGCCCGGCUGGACUUUUUGCUCGAGAAGGCCUCUGUGACACUCUUACAUCAAGAAAAGACCGCUUUGGCAUCUAAAGAAAGUGGUGUCAUUCAACUGGAAUUUUCAGGUGUCAAGAUUGGUGUGGAGUCUCUUCCCCGCUCUGAGUCCUCCUGUCUCACUGUCAAGCUGGGAGGCCUGUUUCUGAGAGACCUGACCACCCAUGACACAAUCUUCCCUGUCCUUGUCUCUCCUAAAACAGAUAAAGUUGUUGUGGCCAUAAAUCAACCUUUUGGACAGCCUUCAAGUACAGAUUCAGCUCCCAGCGCGGAGUCCUCGGCUGCUCCUGUCUUUGAGAUGAUAUAUGAACGCAACCCCGUCAGAUGUAAAUACGAGCGGCGAUUAGAGGUCAACACCAGCCCUCUAAACAUCAUUUAUAACCCCCAGGCCAUUAAAAAGGUGGCCGACUUUUUCUACAAAGGCAGGGUACAUACCUCAGGGUUUGGAUACCAGUCAGAGUUGGAGCUGAGAGUAGCAGAGGCUGCCAGACGGCAGUACAACAAGCUGAAGAUGCAAACCAAAGCAGAAAUCAGGCAGACUAUUGAUCAGCUGCUUGUCGGCGAGUUCAUUGAGAACGGCAAACGAUGGACAAUGAAGCUGGAUAUAUGUGCCCCACAAGUGAUCUUUCCUGAUGACUUUCAGUCAGGAGAUCCCAUGUUGGUGGUUGUUGAUCUUGGUCGCAUCCUCCUGACUAAUUCACAAGAGGAUUCAAAACCAAAAGUGAAGAUUACACAGUCAGAUGGAGAUGACUUGAGUGAUGAGGAGUAUCAGACGCCGCUAGCGACGCCACCAGAGUCCCCUCCCCCAGAACCAGAAGCUGAGUUCAAAGACCGCGUCAAGAGCCCAGAACUGCCCAGUUUCUCGUCACCCGAAGCUGCCCAGGCCUACAGCAGGAAACUGUACGAAAAGUACUCCCUGUCCUUCAAAGACCUUCAGGUCAUGGUGGGCCGCUACAAGGACAACUGGAAGCACCUGCAGGAGAACGAAGUCGGCCCGACACACGUGGUGGAGAAGUUCAACGUGCUGCUGCAGCUUGAGCAGAGGCUCCGCUACACCUCGGACCCCCAGCUACCCGGAGCGGUUCUCUCAGGGACCCUCCCCGACCUCAAGGUGCACAUCAACCUGGAGAAGAUGACCGCACUGAGGAGCUGCCUGACUCGCCUGGGCAGCACGACAGCCGAGGAGGAGAAGGGCUACAGCAAGGGAGAGAGCCUCAAGUCUCCUGACCCUUUGACACUGCGUCACGAGAAGAUCUUUCAGAGGGAGGACAGCUCCUGGAAACUGCAGGGGUCUGCUAAAAACCUCACUCAGAGUGUAAUGACCCUGGAGCAGCAUACGAGGGAAGUAUUGGUGGAAUCCAGGCUGCUUUUAGCAGAGUUCAACAUCAACUAUAUGCAGCUGGGUGUUGAGAGUGGUGGGCGGUAUAUCUCUGUGCUGAAAGUCUUUGGCACAAACGCCCAUUUUGUAAAACGGCCUUACGAUGCUGAGGUGUCCCUCACGGUUCACGGGCUCCUUCUGGUGGACACCCUACAAACCUAUGGGUCGGACUUUGACCUUUUGGUGGCCUCUCACAAGCACCUAAGUUUUGAUGUGCCUACCGGUAGUCUCCGAGAGAGCCAGCCGACGUCCCCUGUCUCUCCUGAUGGAAGGUCCCCCGAGCCUUCAGACCUCCAUCGGGAGUCAUCGGGAUUGCCUUUUGAGAAAGUGUCUCCCAUGAGUUCCUUUUUCAAGGACCAGGAGGCGCUCAUAAAACUGGAGUACCAGUUUGUUAGCUCAGACUGCCCCUCUAUGAACCUGGACAGCUCCCUUCAGGUGACCUCCAUGCAGGUGAAUAACUUGGAUAUCAUUCUUAAUCCAGAAACCAUGGUGGAAUUGCUCAAGUUCCUCCAGCAGUCAUUCCCAAAGGAAGAAAGCACAUGUUCGCCCUCGACACAACAAAUAUCACCACUGCCUAAUGGAGAGGGCCAAGACGAAACCUUUCAGUCCACUUAUGAGCAAAACAUCGAGUUCACCGUGGAGAUUCACCGAUUGAACCUAUUGCUGCUACGGACAGUCUCUACAGGUACUGUUCUGGGUGGAGAAAAGAAAGGCAUGAAAAUAGCAACUGCCAGUAUCAAUGGAACUAAAGUCAACGUUUCCAUGGGAAGCAGAUUGGAUGUCAAUGGCUCGCUUGGGUGCAUUCAAUUGGUGGACCUAACUCAGGAAGGUGGUAGAGGCCAGUUUGUGGUCAGUAUUGGGAAUGUAGAAGAGAUUCCUACUUCCGAGAGUAUGGCUUUCUUCUCCAAUCCAGGAAUGGCGCCAUCAGAAGCUCUAAAUUUCCGUCUUCUGGAGAAGUCUCAAGGGGAGUGCUCCUUACAGCUCCAGAUGGCUUCCUUGCACUACAACCACUCAGCUAAAUUCCUGAAAGAGCUCAGUCUAUCAGCCAAUGAGGUGGAGGACAACUUCCGCUCUAUGCUGAAGACCGCUGCUUCUAAAGUAUCCACGGUGCUCGCAAACAAAACUGCUGAGUAUACUGGAAUGGUGUCUCUCUUUGAAACCCCAUCCAGGAGAUCCAGAACUCAAAGUCAGAGUAACUGGCAGCUGGAUCCCUUUGAUGAUGAGGAAGAUUUAACACUGCCAGAGGAAGAGCCAAGCUUGGAUUCUUUUUUGGUGAAGCUAACAUUAAACAUCAGCAUUGAGUCACCUGUUGUGUCCAUUCCCAGAAAACCUGGUCACUCAGAGCUUCUUGUCGGACAUCUUGGGAGUAUAACAAUCCAGAAUUUCAUAGCAGGACAGGACUCCGAAGGGGAACGAUUACAAGUGGAAGUGAAAGACAUCAGGCUGUACUCGCUCAACACCUGUCACCUGAUGCAACGAAAGGGACUGCGAAGUGAUGUCUGCUCCAACUCUAGUUUCUCUCCAUCACAUAACGAAAGUCUCAAUCAGGAUGAGCCCCAGUUCACUCGACAUGACUUCUUUGAGGUACUAAGUAGGGGAAAAGCAUUCCAUAUUUUGAAAGACACCACCAUACAGUUCACCCUGGAGAAGGUCCCCAUAGACGUAGACAGCCAGUUCACCUAUCUGUCUUGUGAUGACUCAUUUCAUAGCACUGGAUUACUCAGAGUGGAGGGCAAAUUUGUCAACGCUGUCCAGGUUUGUCUGUGCAAGCCAGUUUAUGAGCAGGUUCUCCAGACUCUGGAUAACCUCUCACUUAUCGAAGACCAGCGGGCAACACCGAGCCAGCCACCAACCCCACCCCCUCCUACCCCAUCUUCCACCAAGCCACACCGCUUCCCAGACCCCCAGGGGGGGCUUUUUGCACGUGACCCUCCCCACAUGAACCUGUCUUACUCCUCUUUGUCCUCCUCCCUCUCCACCCCGCUCCCUCUCCAGAACCACAGUCCUCCACUACAGCCGCCUUCGUUCACCCAGGUGAGGGCCACCUUCUGCGUGGCCGAGCUCCAGGUGCAGCUCAGCGCUGACCUCUCCCAAGGCUCCCAGGGUUUGGUCAGCCUCCGGUUCCAGGACCUGGAGGGGGAGUUCACCAAAGACCACCCUCACGUGCUUUCAGUCCAGCUCGCUCUGCGCUCCUUGCUCAUGGAGGAUCUGCUAGAACAGAACCCCGAAUCCAAGCACAAGCACCUCAUCGUGUCCCGAGGGGCCCCCAAACCUUCCACCUUCACCCCCAAGGAGUACCUCUCCCAGUCCUGCCCCUCCUCGUCCAACGCUCUGUACCCCGAAAUGCCCCGCUCACUGCCAGCCCACAUGGAGGAGGCUCAAAAUGUCUUCCAGUUCUACCAGAGGCACCCCAGCGCACCUUCGCCCGCCACCCGCAAGAAGAAGGACCCCACCUGCCCCAGCACACCCCCACCUUCCCCGUCGCGGAACACCCCCUCUCCGCACCCUCUGCCAGAUUUCGACGAAUCGCUGGUGCACAUCAACGUGCUGAUGGUGGACAAGCGUCACCCGGAGUUCCAGACUCGCUACGGGAGCAUCGGGCGCAGCAUUGACGUCGACUUCAACUGCCUGGACGUGCUCAUCACCCUGCAGACCUGGGUGGUGAUCUUGGACUUCUUUGGGAUUGGCUCCACAGCUAACAACCACGCUGUGAAGCUGCCGCCCAACUCUCCCCAGCCGAUGCCAGGGCACCCCUUGGACAAUGACUCCCCCAGUGACCUGACGGAUAUCUACCCUGAGAUUAAUGAAGAGGAACUGGAGGAUAGGGUGAACACCAAGCUUGAUCUUAAGGUCCACGCAUUGUCUCUUGUGCUCAACAAGAAAACAACUGAGCUUGCAAAAGCCAGUGUCUCCAAAUUGUUCACUCACAUGGAAAUGAUUGAUGGAGAUCUGGCCCUGCAGGGCAGUCUGGGCAGCCUGUCUCUGAGUGACUUAACCCCUCAUGGAGAUCUCUACAGAGAGCGUUUCACAACGCGGGGCGGAGAGGCUCUCGUCUACAACAUCCACAAGUAUGGUGAGCCUGAUCCAUAUCUGCAUCGGGAGUGCGACAUCAAGGUGUCUCUCCAGAUGGCCUCGGUGCAGUACGUUCACACCCAGCGCUUCCAGGCAGAAGUGGUGGCCUUCAUCCAGCACUUCACCCAGCUCCAGGACGUCCUGGGCAGGCAGAGGGCUGCGGUCGAGGGCCAGGCGGUGCGUGAGCGUCCCCAGCGAGCAUCGCGCGUGCUGCUGGACAUCGAGGCAGGCGCGCCGGUGCUGCUGAUCCCCGAGAGCUCGCGCUCGCCCCGCCUGAUCGUGGCCAACCUGGGCCAGCUGCGCGUGCACAACAGCUUCCUGUCCGCGGGCACCCAUGGCACCUUCUCUCUCAGAGACAAGGUAGAGAAACUUACCAUGGCACAUGCCUUUUUCCCCUCUCUGAAUUUGAUAUUGCAUGCAAAUUCAUACAAGGACCCAGCCUACUAUAAGGACCGUGUAAAGAGCACUCCGCCAGCAGGGGGCGCCAGUAAGCUUAGUGAGGAGGAGUCUGCAGAGAAGGGGAAAUCCUCCAGCAGCUCAGCCUCGGCCUCUACCUCAGGCUCAGGCUCAGGCCCCGGCCCCAGCUCAGGGUUCACCCUGGGCCGCCCGCAGGCUGCCAAAGGGAGGAUGCCCGACGUAGACAUCUCCCUAAACCCAGAGGAGCAUGUGUGCCUGUUGGACUGCAUCUCUCUGGACCUGCAGGAGAUGGACAUCUUCUCAGCGGAGCGUCUUCCGUGCGAGCCGUGGGACAGUGCGGGCAAGCGGCCGGACACUGACUUGUUUUUCACCUCCUACACGGUGCGGCGCAGCGGGAGCAGUCUGCUGCAGGAACGCUGCCACCUACGGCUCAAGGUGGAGCGCAACCUGGACAGGGAGUUAAGUCACGCGGUACCCGACAUGUCCAUCCACGGCAGCCUGUCGUCGGUCCACUGUUCUCUGGACCUGGAGCGGUACCAGCUGAUCCGCGGCCUGCUGGAACUGAACCUGGGCGAGCCCGUGGAGGAGUUCCUGCGGCCGUACAACCUGCAGGACCCCAGCAACUACACGGUGCUGAGUGGUGAUGUGUAUACCAGCCUCUCCUUCCUGGUGGACAUGAUGAACGUCAGUCUGGAGCUGUUGGACAGCCCCAAAUCCACCGGGCACAAAAAGUCUCUAGCCAGGUUUGACUUCAUGAAGUCCAAGCUGCUCUUUGAGACGUUCUCCAACGGCUCCAAGUCGGUGAACCUGGUGUCCCACUCUCUGCUGGCCUACGACACGCGCUACGGCGGCUCCACGGCGAGGCCGAGCGGCAGCGAGAGCAAGCACAACGUGUUCGACUGCAUCCUGCAGCCCUCCAAGACCGGCAGCAACCGGGCCUCCCUGCAGCUGGAGCUGCACUACAGGUCAACACGGGACUCCUCCUGCUUCACCGUGGUGCUGAACAACCUGCGUGUGUUCCUCAUCUUUGAUUGGCUGCAGCUGGUGCGGGACUUCCUGCGCAUGCCUGUGGAGAAGGGCUCGGCGCCGCCACGGCAACGCUGGCCCAGUGGUGGGAGCGACUCCAGUGGCACGAGCGGUGCAGUCAUGCCCAAAACGGUCAAAAGUGGCGUGGUGACCAAGAGGUCCACAGUGCCCGUCACUCAGGACCGUUACCUGGAGGUCAAGAUCAAUGUUACAGGAACUGAGUUUGUGGUAGUGGAAGAUUCCUCCUGUCUGGACACUAACGCCAUCAUUCUGAAAGGCACCACUGUACUGACCUACAAGCCUCGUUUUCUGGAUCGACCCUUUUCUGGUAGCCUAGCUGGCAUUGAGGUGUUCUCAUGUCGACUGGGUAGUGAGCAGGAGACGGCCUUGUCCAUCAUCGACCCGGUGAACGUACAGAUGGAGCUGUGUGGCAGUCCCACCUACCAGAGCAGCUCUGGCCUGCUCGACGCCUUCAACAUCGAGGACUUCCCCCCGCUUCUGGAGAUCCAGUUCCCAGCCCUGGACAUCCGCCUGUCCUAUAACGACGUGCAGCUCUUCUUGGCUAUUGCCAAGUCCCUUCCCUCCGCUGGCUCCCCCAGUCCCAGUGACCCGGCCGCUGCCUCCCUGCCCGGCACGUCCACCGCUACCACUGACCCCCCUGCCAAGCCAAAGGACUCCUUCAGGCACAAAACUGAGAUGCUGCUGGAGGGUCAGCUGAAUCGCCUACAAGACCUGGGCUUCAGGAAGGAGGAUUGCAAACGGGCUCUCAUCCACUGCAAAGGCCAGCUGGACCAGGCAGCAACGUGGCUCCUGGAGAACGCUGAGAGCACGCUGGGGCGGGUGCGGGACGACUCGGACCCCAGCAGCCACUCGGCGCCGCCGCUCUCGGGCAUCGAGGUGAAGGCCGAGAGUGUGUGCAUCUGCUUCAUCGACGACUGCCUGGACUGCGACGUCCCACUGGCUGAGCUCACCUUCUCACGGCUGUAUGUGCUCCAGAGGAUCGGCUCGACGCAGGAGGGCAACGCCAGCUUCACCCUGUCUGGAGAUUACUACAACAGAGAGCUGUCAGGCUGGGAGCCCUUCAUCGUUGAGCCCUGGCUGUGUGCUUCCACCUGGCAGCAGCAGGCGGCCGGCCGUCUCCAUCCCCCGCGCCUCAAGCUCGGGGUGCGAGCCAAGCAGAGGCUGGACGUCAACAUCACCUCCGUCCUGCUGGAGCAGUACAGCACCACCAAGACGUCCUGGCUGGCCGAUUACUGCAAGGAGGAAGACGCGCCUGCUCCUCAGAGCUCGGCCUCUGUUUCCUGGAUGGGCUCCUCUGUGGAUCCCCCCUCUUUUGGCCAGAGUGUUCCUCUUGCCCACCUUAGAACUAGAAGCACUGCCAGCUUGACUUGCCUCGAGCAGCAGAUUCAUGCACGAGCGGACGUCAAGCUGUCCAAGAGGAGGCAGCCUUUCAUCCCUUAUGCCCUGAGGAACCACACCGGCUGCACCAUGUGGUUCGCCACGCUCACCACCACACCUACCAGGGUGGCGCUGUCCCACAGCGGCAGCGUGGACUCCAUCUCUGAUGUGCAGGGCCCCGGCACGGAUGACACGCACAACGUGAGCCAGUGGAGAGAGGUGCUUCCUGGAGAGGAGAUCCCCUUCGAGUUCGAGGCCCGGGAGAAACUCAGACACAGGCACACCCAUGAACUGAAGCUGCACCAGCUCCUGGUCCGUGUUGGGGGCUGGGAGCAGGUCAAGCCUGUCUCCGUGGACAAAGUCGGGGUGUUUUUCCGCUACGCCAACCCUGACCGCAACAACCCGUCAAACACAGUGGGCAGCCCAAUCAGCAGAACCAACAUUAUACACCCACACGUUUAUUUCUCAGCUCUGCCCCCUGUGCGGGUGGUCUUCUCCAUCACCAUGGAGGGCAGUGCUCGUAAGGUCAUCACGGUGCAGUCUGCACUCACUGUCAAGAACCGGCUGGAGGUGCCCAUGGAGGUCCGCCUGGACAGCCCCUCAGCUCCAGACAAGCCUGUGGUGCUGCCGCCUAUCCUUCCCGGCCAGGCCAUGGCCAUCCCGCUGCACCUGACCUCCUGGAGGCUGCAGGCGCGGCCCAAAGGCCUGGGCCUCUUCUUCUGCAAGGUGCCCAUCCACUGGACCACCGUGGAGCGGCCCGGCGAGGUCAGCAGCAGCAAGAGGGAGUGCCAGUCGGCCGACUUCGACGACCAGCUCAAGCGUAGCUUCAGGUUCUGUGUGGUCAUUAAGAAGGAGAACUACCCUGACCAGAAGCCUGCUAAGACUGUGGCCGGUGGUGCCAAGCAGAUCUACCGUCAGCCUGGCCACACCAUCUACCUGCUGCCCACACUCGUACUGGCCAACCUGCUGCCCUGCGACCUCAACUACUACAUCAAGGGCACCACCAUCAAGGGCACCAUGAAGCCGGGCAAAGAGGCCGUGCUGCACGCCGCAGACACCUCUCAGAACAUGGAGCUGGGUGUUCUCCUGGAGAACUUCCCUGUGUGCAAGGAGCUGCUGAUCCCCCCCGGUACUCAGAACUACGUGGUCCGCAUGCGUCUGUAUGACGCCAACAGGCGCCUCCUGUGUCUGACUAUCCGCAUCAUCCUCAGGGCCCAGGGAGCGCUCAAGAUCCUCAUCUCCUCCCCGUACUGGCUCAUCAACAAGACCGGGCUCCCCCUCAUCUUCAGACAGGACAACACUAAAGCGGACGCGUCGGGACAGUUUGAGGAGCAUGAGAUGGCCCGCAGCCUCAGCCCACUGCUCUUCUGCUACACCGACAAGGAGCAGCCCAACAUGUGCACCAUGCGGAUAGGGAAAAACAUCCACCCUGACGGUGUCCCUGGCUGGUGUCAGGGUUUCUCUCUGGACGGAGGCAGCGGUGUGAGAGCCGUCAAGGUGAUCCAACACGGCCUCAGACCCGGACUCAUCUACAACAUAGGCAUUAACGUGCGGAAAGGGAAAGGCCGUUAUCGCGACACCCACAUUGUGACAUUUGCACCGCGCUACCUGCUCGACAAUCGGUCCUCGCACAAGCUGGCUUUUUCGCAGAGGGAGUUUGCCAGAGGAAAGGGCACGACCAACCCAGAGGGCUACAUCUCCACACUGCCCGGCUCCAGCGUGGUGUUCCACUGGCCCAGGAACGACUACGACCAGCUGCUGUGCGUGCGGCUCAUGGACAACACCAACUGCACCUGGUCCGGCGGCUUCGAGGUCAACAAGCCCAAGUCUUUUCACGUCAACAUGAGGGACACACUGGGAAACUGUUUCUUCCUCCGGGCGGAGAUCAGCCUCAAAGGAGCCACCUACCAGAUCUCUUUCAGCGACACCGACCACCUGCCUCCACCCUUCCGUGUAGACAACAUCUCUGAUGUGCCCAUCCAGUUCUGGCAGCACGGCGUGGCCGACAUCCGGCUGCACACGGAGGUAAAGGCGGGGUCAGAACUGGACUACGCCUGCGACGAGCCCACACUGCCCCCCUACCUCACGCUCACUGUCAAGGGUGCCGGCUCGUCCGAGGUCUCCGCAGACAUGAACUUCUUCCGCGAGUACAACAAGCUCUACUACGAGAACUUCAUCUACAUCGCCGCCACAUACACAUUCUCCCAGGACGCAGGGAAGAGGCCUGUGGGGAAGAAGCGUGUGGUGGGCUGUGCUGAGCUGGUGCUGGACGUGGAACCAAAGACACAGAGGGUCAUCCUCAAGAAGAAGGAGCCAGGGAAGCGUUCCCAGCUCUGGAGGAUGACUGGCACAGGGAUGCUCUGCCACGAAGGCUCCUCCCCCCCACAGAGCAAACCCGCCCAGCCCCCCCUGGACUCCUCCCUGGUCCUGGACAUCGCCGGUUUGGCUGCCGUCACAGAUAACAGCUAUGAGCCGCUGAUGUUGAGAAGGCCAGACUCCAGACGCAGCACCACCCAGACGUGGCACUUCAGCGAUGGCAUGCUAACCUGUGGCCUCCCCCGACUGGUGGUGCAGGUGAAGGGUGGUGUGUCGGGGCUGUUUGACGGGGCAGAGGUGGUGCUGGGGCCCGACUCAGGCCUGAUGGCCCCAACCCCAGAGCAGCAGUUCAUCAACCAGAAGAUGAGGCCUGGCUCCGGGGUCCUCUCCGUGCAAGUCGUCCCUGAUGGACCCACCAGAGUCCUGCAGAUAAGUGACUUCAAUCAUCGUCGCAUGAACCGGCCAUCCAGCACCGAGGAGAACCAAACCAAAGAGGUCACGGAGAAGAAGGCCCCCGAGGAGGAGCUGGAGGUGCUGGUGAGCCUUGAGGAUGGCGUCGGAGUGUCUCUGGUGAAUAAGGUCCCUGAGGAGCUGGUCUUUGCCACGCUGUCGGGCAUCGACGUCCACUUCACUCGCACCGCUGGGAGCCAGGUGCUGGAGAUGAGCGUGCAGAAGAUUCAGGUGGAUAACCAGCUACUGGGCACCACUCAACCAGUCAUGAUGUGUAUGACCCCUGCCUCCACCGAGAGCAACAUUACCGACUCGGGCCCUGCUCUCCAGGUCAACGCCGUCAAAGUCCCCAGCAACCUCAUGCUCACUGACCUCUUCAAGCAUCUGAUGGUCACUGCCCGGAGGUUCACCGUCAUCAUCGAGGAGAAGCUCCUGCUGAAGCUGCUAAGCUUUUUUGGAUAUGGCCAAACUGAAGAGAUGGAGAAGCUGGAUGAGAACCUGUAUGAGAAGACUAGUGAGGACACGGGGACUCCUAAGCGCUACUACUUUGAAAACCUGAAGAUCAGCCUCCCUCAGGUCAAACUCAGUGUGUUCACCUCCCACAAACUUCCUCCAGACCUCAAGGCACUGAAGGGCACCUUGGGCAUCCCCCUGAUCCGGUUCGAGGACGCCAUCAUCAACAUGUACCCAUAUACCCGCGUGCACCCGUACGAGACGCAGGAGAUCAUCAUCAAUGACAUCCUGAAGCACUUUAGAGAGGAGCUGAUCAGCCAGGCGGCUCAGAUCCUGGGCUCGGUGGACUUCCUGGGCAACCCCAUGGGCCUGCUGAACGACGUGACCGAGGGCGUGUCCGAGCUCAUCAAGUACGGCAACGUGGGCGGCCUCAUCCGCAACGUCACCCACGGGGUCUCCAACUCAGCGGCCAAGUUUGCGGGAACCUUAUCCGAUGGGCUUGGGAAAACGAUGGACCAUCGACACCAAAGUGAAAGAGAGUACAUCCGUUACCAUGGCGCCACCAGUGGAGAACAUCUAGUGGCUGGGAUCCAUGGCCUGGCACAUGGCAUCAUCGGGGGCUUGACCAGCGUCAUCACCUCCACCGUGGAGGGUGUGAAGACCGAGGGCGGAGUCAGCGGCUUUUUCUCAGGCCUGGGGAAGGGGCUGGUCGGUACGGUGACCAAGCCUGUUGCUGGGGCACUGGACUUUGCCUCGGAGACAGCACAGACUGUGAGGGACAUGGCCAGCCUUAGCAACCACAGGCUGAGUGUGCUGCGGGUGAGGAAGCCGCGCUGCUGUAAGGGUCCUCAGGGUCUGCUGCCGCGCUUCUCGUCCACUCAAGCCGACGGACAGGAGCAGCUCUUCUUCCUCACCGACAACAUCCACUCCGAGUUCUUCAUUGCCGUGGAGCCCAUCGACACCUACUGCGUGCUCAUCUCCUCCAAGGUGGUGUACUUCCUGAAACCAGGCGAGUUCGUGGACCGGGAGGCCAUCUUCCUGGAGGUGAAGUACGACGACCUGUACCACUGCCUGGUGUCCAGGGACCACGGGAAGGUGUACGUGCAGCUCACCAAGAAGGCAGAGAGCACCAGCAGUGGGGUGGCCAUCCCAGGGCCGUCACAUCAGAAGCCCAUGGUUCACGUGAAGAGCGAGAGCCUGGCUGUGAAAAUCUCCCAAGAAAUCAACUACGCCAAGAGCCUUUACUACGAGCAGCAGCUAAUGCUGCCGCCCAGCGACAACGAGGACAGCCUGCUGCUGGACUCCUAACCACCACCCCCCC